Molecule: messenger RNA, 7435 nt
Organism: Clunio marinus
Lineage: Eukaryota; Metazoa; Arthropoda; Insecta; Diptera; Chironomidae
Source: the annotation of a GenBank genome assembly
AAACUCAAAUCUUAUCACGUUCGAAACUUUUGAAUAAACAAAAUGAAAUCCAUUUAUUAUCUAAUAAACAUUAAAGAGAGAAAAGUGAAAUGCUGCUGCCAUAUAAUCGUUCGAAAAAUCGAAUAAAAGUGUAAUUUAGAUAAAGAAUUUCUUUUCUAUUCUCUAACAAAUAAAAACAAUUAAAAGGAGUGUUGGUUGGAUAAAUCUAGCUUGUGAAAAUAUUUGAAGGGUUAUCUUACACGCUUUACUAUACAAAACCGACUGGUGGCAAAGAAAUAAAAAGAAAACAGAAACAGAAGUGAAAAAUAUUAAAUUAUCGAUGCCACAUGUUCUCAUAAUGGAUCUUAAACACAAUUUGCUGCUGUUAUGGAUACUUCUAGGAUUAUUUUUAUCAUGUGUUGAUGCUGUCAAAGUUUCAUUUUUUGGCGCGAGUCAUAUCAACAUGCCACUACAGGAAGCAAAGCUAUCAACAAACAUUCGAUUAAAGUUUCGAUCGCGACAAGAUAAUGCGAUGAUAUUUUUGACAUCUGGAAGAACUGAUCAUUGUUUGUUGACAAUAAAUGAUGGACGAAUAAAGUUUCAGUUGAAGAUUAACGAAUAUGAAACUGAACUCUGGUCACCAAAGCAAUUUACUUUCAAUGAUCUUGUAUGGCAUGAAGUUGUCAUCCUUCGAUAUGAAACGAAUUUAACAUUACAAGUUGAUGAUCAUUUUGUUCGUCGAACAUUACCGACUGAUGUGAGAGAACUUAACGUUCACUUUGGAGCAUUUCUUGGUGGUGUCGGCGGUUACAGUUUUUCCUAUCUAAACGGAAUGGAAAACUUUCGUGGAUGCAUUUCUGAUGUGUUCUAUAAUAACAUAAACAUUUUAAAACGUGCACGAGAAAAAUCAAAUCACGUUGAAACUGAAAGAAUCUCAUGGAAUUGCGCACCAGAAUUUGAUGCUGAAAUUCAUGAGACAAUAAGUUUUGUUGAUGAAGUAGAAGGCUUCAUGGUUUACAAGAAAUCAAUUGAUACAAGAAAAGCAAGAAAUGGCGACAUUUGGUCAUUUGACUUUCGAACUGUUGAAGAAUAUGGAGCGAUAAUUUAUAAUAUUGAGUACUCGAAUCGCUACGAUUACAUGGCGCUUGAAAUAAUCGACAGCCGCUUAAGACUUCUUGUUGGUAAAGGUUCAAAUGCUGUAGAAUUAAUUCCCGAUAAGAAUGUCACUGAUGGUCAAUGGCACAGCGUUAUCAUUUCUUACAAUCCCAGUGAAGUAAAAAUCUCAGUUGACGAUGUUUUAAAUGCUGCUGCUUUUGCCAAUGGAAGUUCAAAUUAUCUCGAACUUGGUAAUGAGUUUUACAUUGGUGGACUAGAUGCAGAAACGAUAAGAAAGAAAGCAGCUAACAAAGGAUUUCAUGCAAGAGAUGUAAGCUUCAAAGGUUGCCUUCGAAACAUUUACGUCAACUCAGAUCUUGUUGGAUUUCCAACAAUGAAAAUCACUUAUGGAACAGCUGUCGGAUGUGUUUGGAGAUAUCCAUGCAUUGAGAGUUCUCCAUGUGUUUUAAGUGCAACAUGCCAUCAACAAGGAAUCGACAAUUUUAUCUGUUCAUGCGAUCAGAAUUUCUGUAUUCGAACUGAUUAUCAUGAGCCAUACAAAUUAUUCACAUCUUUCUCACCACCCGAACACAUUCCAUUGCUAGAAGUCAAUCCGAUGGAAGUAAUUGAAGGUGGUUACAAGUUUCUAUCUCCAGAUUAUGUUCGUGUUGUUUUCGAUUUCUCUCGACUUAAACUACACGAAUCAAAUGUUCUGUUCAACAUCACACAACAACCGAAGUAUGGAAAGCUUGCAAUUCUCGGAAGUGGCGAACAUCACAAUGAGACGCAUUCAAGAAUCUUUUCAUUAAUUGAUCUUCAAACAGAUAAAGUGAAGUAUAUGCAUGAUGGAUCUGAACAUUUAAGUGAUCACAUGGGACUUGAGAUGCAAUUUGGAAUGAAAGAUUCAAUUGGAAUAAUUCUUGAGAAACGCAGAUUCAUUCUACAUGUGAAUGUUACGCCAGUUAAUGAUCCACCGAUACUGGCACUCCCACCGAACAAGAUUCUUCGUUUAAUUCAAGGAAUUCCGAAGGUCUUAGGACCUGAUUUAUUGACUGCCAUCGAUCCCGAUAGUUCCAAUUCAAGUCUGAUCUUUACAAUACUCAUGAAACCGGAAUCUGAAGGUGAGAAUGGCGUACUGGAAGUCAAUGGGAAGCAAACUGAUUCAUUCACUCAAGAAGAUGUCAAUAACAAGAUUGUGACUUAUCUUGUCAACUCGCAACAUCACGAAGACACUUCAUUUGACAUUGCUUUGCAAGUUUCUGAUGGAAUGGAAACCAGCGGAUCUGAAGCAUUGCAUGUGUCAGUUCAGCCUUUGCAGCUUCGAAUGAUGAACAAUACGGGUCUGGUUAUGAUCCACAAAUCGCCUUCAUUCAUCACACCUUGGAAUCUCUCAUUCAGCACCAAUUCUGAUGAUGAUAAUCUCGACGUUCGAUAUGAUAUUGUCAAGCAACCACAUCAUGGAACGAUUCAGAAACUUCGAUCAGUCGAUUCAUCGUGGAUAUCUGUUGAAAGUUUUACCAGCAAUCAAUUGCAAUUGGGACAAAUUCGUUAUCUCCACACAUCAUCAGAAUUUCCGCAAUUUGAUGAAUUUAAAUUUACAGCGACUUUGGGUUCUGUUCGAUCUUCAAUUUAUGAUUUCCGAAUAACAUUUACAAAGCUUCGAAUUGGAAUACAAAAGCAUCAGAAUAAAGUCAUAAAUGGAACGAAAGAUUCGGUGAUUGAGAAUGAAUAUUUGUAUCAUCAGACAACUCCAAUUCCAUCAUUUAGUCGAACGAUUAUUUACACGUUGUUGACAGUUCCACGUUUUGGAAUUCUCUACGUUGCUGGUUAUGAUGGUUCAGCAAAAGCAGGCGAUUCAUUCACUCAAUAUGACAUUGAUGAGCGGAGAAUUCGAUAUAAAACUUUCAGAACUUCAUAUUCAACUUUUGUUGACGAUCUCGAAUUUAUUGUGACGGUUCCCGAGUGUGAAGACGUCAUUGGAUCGAUUAAAUUGAUUUACAAUCCUGAUGAAGAAUUGGCAAGCACUUUAAGUUACCAAAGAAAAGACAAACUUUAUGUCAAUGAAGGUGAACGAACGCCAGUGUCACGAAUUCACUUUGAUGUUCUUCUCAACAGAUUUAACUCUUUAACAUUCAAUCUAACGCAUCCACCAAAACAUGGCGAUUUGUGUUUAGUUCAACAAGACUACCGACAAUUCAUCGAAACGUUUCAACUUGAGAAUCUUUAUCUUGGUGAUGUUUAUUACUGUCAUGAUGAUUCGGAAUCAACAGAAGAUUCCAUGAAGAUUUUAAUUCUUUCCGACUCUCAAACCGACUUUCAAUAUAUUGCCGAAAUCAUCAUUGACAUUGAUCUUCAAAAUGACAAUCCACCUGCACGUUUGAUCGAGAAAAAGUUUCCAAUUGUUCGCUAUGAUUCUAAAUUAAUUACUUCAAUUGAUUUGAAAUAUUAUGAUCCUGAUAUUGAUUCGAGAACUGCUGACAUUAUUUACAGAAAUAUUCAAUCAACAAAUGGUGAAGUUAUGAUUGGUGGCAUUACAAUUCUCUCAUUUAAUCAAGAUGAUUUGGACAAUUUACGAGUUUACUUCAAUCAUUCAGGAGAUGAUUUUGGAAGUGUCAUCUUCACUGUCACUGAUGGAACAUUUGACGUUCCAGGAAUGUUAGAAAUCGAAGCUUCUGACCCAUUUUUAAAGAUUAUUGAAGCAAAUGCAUCGAUUGUUCAAGAAGGACGAUUAGUGCCGAUAACAUUGGAUGAUCUCAGCAUUGAAACGAAUCUGAACGUCAAACCCGAGCAGAUUGAAUAUAAAAUCAUCACAGAUCCUGUUCAUGGCGUCUUAAAAUAUUAUCGUAAGAAACUGAAUCUUACAUACUCGGGAAACAAUGUCACGUCUUUAAAAAAUUUUACUCAAGCUGAAAUAGAGAAAGAACGAAUUGCUUAUAUGAACACUGAAGUUGCUUCCAUGGAUCGAUUCAAAUAUCGUGUCACAGCGAAGGGUGUUUGGACAGAAGGAGAAGUUUUGAUCAGAAUUUAUCCAUCAACAUAUUGGGAGCCGCUUCAAAUUAAAAGAAAUCAAACACUUUAUGUUGAAGAGUCAACAAGCAUUACGAUAACAAGAGAUGUGCUUGAGAUUGGUCAUCCAAACAUUUCACCAGGCGACAUAACGUACUUGGUUUCAACAUCACCUCAACAUGGUUACCUAGAAAUUCAAUCGAUAACAUCCGAUGAUGAAUACAACUCGAAAGUCUUCGAUCAGUCGACGAUAAAUUCAGAGAAAAUGUUUUACAUUCAAGCUGGUGUUAAUCAAUCUACAGAUUACUUCAUGUUCGAUGUAACGAACGGAAUUUAUUGGUUGCGAGAUUUACUUUUGAAAAUUGUUAUCAUUCCGGAAAAUUUAUACAUCAAAACACGAAAUUUGCUUGUUGAAGAAGGAAAGUUUGUGAAACUUUCUCCUGAAUACAUGACGCCUUACUCUGAAUAUUACAUUGGAAAAAUUAUCGAAUAUAAAGUUCUUGAACUUCCUCGAUUUGGAUCGUUACGGUCUGGUAAGUCGUCAAAGAUUAAUCGCUUUACUCAGAAGCAGCUGGAAGCGGGCGUUGUUCAGUACAUUCACAGUGGAAGUGAAGAUCACUUCGACACAAUGAAGCUUGUUGCUUAUGGAAAGAACAAAGAAAGUUUACCGUUUUUAUUGAAUAUCGAAGUUCAGCCAGUUAACGACGAGGUUCCCAUCGUAACGACAAACACAGGCUUGCAAAUGUGGAUUGGUGGGAAAUCUGUGUUAAGAAAUUCUGAUUUGUUGACCCAAGAUUACGACACUUCACCUGAAAACUUGAUAUAUUAUGUACAACAUCUUAGUGGCGGAUAUUUAAGCUACCGAAAUUUGUUUAAUCGCAAAAUUCACAACUUCACACAAGACGACAUAAAUCGGGAAAAUAUUUUCUUCAUUAAUGAUCACAAUGGACAAAGUGGCCAAAAUGGUCAAGUCGUUUUUUAUGUUUCUGAUGGCAUUCACAAUACAACUGAACAAGUUCUUUAUGUGACUAGUAACGCUGUUACAUUAGAAAGUGAACAUAAUGAAUUUCUUCAUGUCUUUCCAUUGACAAGAAAGCAAAUUCUUCCCGAACAACUUCAUUACAAAUGUUCUGAUCUUGAUCGUGAAAUUAAUUAUCACAUAACCGUCUUACCUCAAAUCGGUAAAAUUAUCAGAGAAGACACGUCACUUGGCGUCGUAGAAGAAGUUAAAAGAUUCACUCAAGACGAUAUUGAGAAUGGUCGAAUUUUUUAUGAACACACAUCACCAAUGGUUGAACUUCGAACCAAUGAUUCAUUCUUCUUCGAUGUUAAUGCAUUAUUUGCUCCAACACUCAUUGAUCAAGUGUUUAACAUUGAGAUUUCAGUUUCUUCUGGUGGACUUUUAAAAUUCCUUCCAAAUAUUAAAAUUGAAGUCGAUGAAGGUGACCAAGCACCGAUUCGUCUUGAUUUGUCGAGAGUGUUGGAAUAUCUCGAGACACGUGUUGCCAUCAUAUCACCUGAGUUGUAUGUUGAAACAUAUCAACCAGCUCAUGGCAUCAUCAAGACAAUGGAUUCGCGUAAAAAUAUAAAUCGAUUUAAUUUGAAUGAGUUCAAUGGAAAUAAAAUUUAUUAUCAACACGAUCAUUCAGACACAAUUGAAGAUAAGAUUUCGAUGGCCGUUUAUCUGUCAUUUGGAAAUAUUUUCCUAUGCAACAUCACAAUUCCUGUGACCAUUCGUCCAAAGAACGAUCAACCGUUUUAUUUGAUGACGACAUCGCCACGGAUUUCUGUCAUUGAAGGAGAAAAUAAAACAAUUACAAACUUUGAUUUGCUCACGGAAGAUGCUGACACAUCGCCCGAGGGAAUUAUUUAUGACAUCAGUGGCGGUCCAAUUCAUGGAAUGUUACAAAAAAUAUCUGAUGAAGGUUACGUUCAAAGUAUUGUUUCGUAUGGAAAUCAAUUCACUCAAGCUGAUAUCAACAGCAAUCGAAUAAUUUAUACGCACUCAGGAAGCCCUGAAUCUACGACAUUUUCAUUUCAAGUUUGGGAUGGUGAACAUAAGCCAGCUUUUGAUACAUUCUCGAUUAAGAUUCUUCCGAUUGAAAUUCUACCUCCAACUUCCCCAGCACAACCAAUGAUUGUUCAACAAGGAUUGAAUGUUGGAACGCUUGAAUCGAAGCAUGUUCCAAUUGAAACAAAUGUUCAGAAAAGUCGAUUGAUUUACAACAUCACUAGACUACCAAAUGGCGGCGUUCUCAACAAUAAUCAUAAGCAAAUCUUUCGAUUUAAUCAACGACAGUUGGAAGAUGGAGUCAUUCAAUAUGUUCAGAAUGAUAUGACACGAAGUAAUGAUUCGUUUCAAGUUAAUGCUUAUAUUCCUGACUCGUCUUCUUCCCUUAUUGUCGACAUUUUGAUUGUCGUUCAACCUUUCAUCACAAUCAGUCCAAUUUAUAUCACGCCAGGAGGUAAAAUACGAUUGUCAUCAACAUUUAUUCAAGACAACCCAACACAACUCAAAUUGAAUCGUUACAAUCCAAAGAUUUUCAUCACGAAACGUCCACAAUAUGGGAAGUUGAGGAAAAUUCGACGAAGCACUGGCGAUGUCGAGAAUGUCAACGACAAGGAAGUGACAACAUUUACUUACAAAGAGAUGAAGAGUGGAAUCAUUUAUUAUGUAGCAAGGAAAUUUCCGUCAUCGUUCACAGGAAUGAAUGAUUCUUUCGAAUAUAUUUUAACAACGAAAUCAGCACAACCAGCUCAAGGAGUUGUUCCAAUAGAACUUCAUUCUUCACUUUUGUCUGGUGAAGAUUCAUCACAACCUGAUGUUGUUGUCGCUGAUUCGACUUUCCUGCCAUUUGAUAUUUUAAUUCUUGUCGCAAUUCUCAUUGCCAUAAUCGUUCUUCUCAUUCUUCUAAUUCUUUUUAUCAAAUGUCGAUCAAGUAGUAAGAAAAUGAAGUCUAAAGAUCCACCACAACUUCCACGUCCACCUGACUUUAUGACUAUCAAUAAUACAAGAAGCAUGUACACACCUUCAGAAAACGAAUCUCUUCCAGUCACACAAUCAUCAACUCCACUUCCUGUUCUAAGCAAUGUCCCGCACUGUAAGGUCAUCCCAAUUGGAUUGGACAUCCACGAUUCUGAUCCUGAAGACAUGAUCGAUAUGCGAGAAGAUGCACGAGAGCAAAUGCUUCGAUAUGCAGCAUCUUACAAUGAUGAUCCUGAAAGUUGGACAUCUUCAAUUGGUGACAUGAUGGGAACAAUUCCUGAAAUGACUUAUCCAUCAUCACUUGCCCAACCCCAACAUAUUCCACCCAAGAUCAAUCCAUUACUUCGACGGAAUCAAUACUGGGUUUAA